This is a messenger RNA of Microthlaspi erraticum, 996 nucleotides long. NCBI's taxonomy places the organism in Eukaryota, Viridiplantae, Streptophyta, Magnoliopsida, Brassicales, Brassicaceae. The record is from the annotation of a GenBank genome assembly.
AUGGUCAUCGAUACGAUAAUCCAAGGCAAACAUUUCACCAUGCUGUACAUGGCUCGAUCUUCAACUCGGGCGCAUCUUCUUCUCACAGUCUUCCAUAACUACCUGAAUGAGCAGUUCUUACAACUUUGCUCCCAGGAGGAUCCAUCUUCUGAUCGUCUUAGGGUAAACGUAUCUCGUCAUCCGACUCGUAUAGAUGAUUUUUCUCCACCCGUCCACGGCUUGAUCUGCCGUAAGUAUGACUCUAACGUGAUAAUCGGAAACCCUAGCACGGGCCAGUUCUUGACUUUGCCUAGAGUCAAGACUAGGAGAAGAGGUGUAUACUCCUUUUUGGGAUAUGAUCCAGUAAAUCAUGUAUACAAAGUGUUGUGCAUGACGGUACUACAAGGUCAUCGUCAGAGACGUGAGUCACAAGUUGUGUCCGAGGAGCAUCAAGUUUACACUUUGGGAGCUGGACAAACCUCAUGGAGGAUGAUCGAAUGUAAGCAUCCCCAUCUAACUCAUCCUUGUUAUUCUAAAGGAGGGCUAUGCAUUAAUGGGGGUUUGUAUUAUUAUGCUUGGAUCAAAAACAAAGGAUCUUUGAUAAGCUUUGAUCUGACAUCUGAAGAGUUUAGUGUCAUCAAGUUACCAGAGGAUAGCGCAUGUCUAGUGAACUACACCGGAAAGAUAGCUCUAAGAAGGAACCAUUCUAUUGGCAAACUUGAUCUGUUGGUUCUAGAAGAUGCCAAGAGACAAGAAUGGUCGGAAGUUUCUGUCUUGGUUCCUUCUUGGAUAGAUUCUGUUGAGUUCAGAUUCAGGGGUACACUUAGUACCGGAGAGCUUGUGUUUUCACAGAGCACUAGAGCAGUUGCAGUAACUCGUUCUAUUUUAUCAGUUACGAUCUCAAGGAAAACAAUGCCAAAAAGGUUCUGGUUGAAGGAGUCGGAGAUCAGCAUGUUUCUCGCCACGUCUAUUUUGAUUAUGUUGAGAGUCCUAUGGUUCUGUGAGUUUUUAAGUUAA